CCAAGAUGGCGCUGCCCAUGGCCGCAGCCCGGGGCCCGCUCUGGCGCCUCGGCCCCGCCGCCCUGAGCCCCGCCCGGGGCCGGAUCCCGCCGCCGCUCGCUCCGGCCGUGUCCAGGUCCCCGGUUCGUUCGCUCUCCUCCCGCGCCGCCUCCCGCGCCCUCGUGGCCGCCGUGGCCGGCGCUGCCCGGCGGGUGAGCGCUCGGUACGAGCGGUACCUGGAGAGGAGCUGGCCCCGCUUCUUCCUCCUGCACAGCACCUUCAAAAACGGGGUGCAGGCCCUGGUGCUGGAGGUGCAGGAGAUCCGCAGGAUCCGGGCCAGGAUGGCCGAGCAGCGGCUGAGCCCUCAGCAGCUCCCGUACCGGGACAUGGAGCGGCUGCGGCAGUUCCGCAGGGACGUGCUCAAGGCCAUUCCCAUCGGGAUCAUCGCCAUCCCCCCCUUCGCCAACUUCCUGGUGCUGCUGCUCAUGUAUUUCUUCCCCCGGCAGCUCCUGAUCCGGCACUUCUGGACGCCCAGGCAGCGGCUGGAGUUCCUGGACGCGUACGACCGCCGGCGCAGGGCCUCGCACGCGGCCGUGCUGCGGGCGCUGGCGCGGGCAGCGCGCUCCCUGCCCGAGGCGCGGCCCCGGCAGCUCCUGCUGCAGCUCUGCCAGCAGGUGCAGGGAGGGGCCCGGCCCCAGCUGGCGCAGCUCCUGGCUCUCAGGAGUUUGUUCUCGGGCUCUCUGCUGCUCCUCAACAGGCUCCAGGUGGAUCACGUGAGAGCCCUGAGCCGGGUGCUGUUCCUGACCCCUCACCUGCCGGCCUUCGUCCUGCGGCGCCGCCUGCGCAGCCACGUCCUGGAGAUCCGGCAGCUGGACGGGGCCCUGCUGCGCCUGGGGCUGGGGCAGCUCUCCGAGGAGGAGCUGCGGGCGGCCUGUUACCUGCGUGGGCUGAACUCCACCCACCUGGGCCGGGCGCAGUGCCAGGCGUGGCUGGAGCAGUGGCUCAGGCUCUCCUGCCAGCUCCAAGCCUCGGAGGCCUCUCUGCUGGCACACAGCAUGGUGCUGCUGGCCCUGGAGCCGUGCCAGCCCCCGAGGGACCGCCCUGCGUGACCGGAGGGUGACGGGUGGCACCUGCCUGUCCCCCCCCCAGACUGUGCCCCACGGUGCCCCCGGUGCCCCGGGGCUGACAGGUGGCACCUGCCUGUCCCCCCCACGGCUGGUGCAGUGCCAGUGACCCAGGAGUGACUGGGUGGCACCUGCGUGUCCCCCCCCCAGCUGGUACUGCCAUGGUGACCUGAGUGGUGACAGGUGGCACCUCUGUGUGUCCCCCCCCAGCUGGUGCUGUGACAGAGCCCCGUAUGACCUGGGGGUGACAGGUGGCACCUGUGUGUCCCCCCCCUAGCCCAGGCUGUGCCCCCCCUGGCACAGCUGGCACAGCUGGCACAGGCGGUGGCUGUGCUGGUCAGUAAUUAACUGUGUCUCGUUAAUUGUGGGGAGAGAGAGCGGCUCCCGGAGCUGGGGCUUCCUCUGGGACCUGAUGGUGUUCCUGUGGGAUCUGCUGGGGCUUCCUGUGGGAUCUGCUGGAGGUUCCUGUGGGAUCUGGUAGGUGUUCCUGUGAGAUCUUCUGGAGCUUUCCAUGGAAUUUGGUAGAGGUUCCCAUGGAAUCUGUUGGUUGUUCCUGUGGGAUCUUCUGGAUAUUCCCAUGGGACCUGCUGGGUGUUGUCAUGGGUUCUUCUGGACAUUCCCCUGGGAUUUGGUGGAUGCUUUCCAUGGGAUCUGCUGGAGGUUCCUGUGGGAUCUGUUGGUUGUUCCUGUGAGAUCUUCUGGAGCUUUCCAUGGGAUUUGGUGGAUGCUUCCCAUGGGAUCUUCGGGAUGCUCCCGUGAGAUCUUUUGGAUGUUCCUGUGGGAUAUUCUGGAUGUUUACGUGGAAUUUGGUGGAUUCCCAUGGGAUCUGCUGGAGGUUCCUGUGGGAUCUGGUAGGUGUUCCUGUGAGAUCUUCUGGAGCUUUCCAUGGAAUUUGGUGGAGGUUCCCAUGGGAUCUGCUGGAGGUCCGUGUGGGAUCUGGCGGGUGUUCCUAUGGGAUCUGUUGGAGACUCCUCUGAGAUCUGCUGGAUGCUUCCCCUGGGCUCUAUCGGAUGUUCCUGUGGGAUCUUCUGGAGCUUUCCAUGGAAUUUGGUGGAUGCUUCCCAUGGGAUCUCCUGGAUGUUCUUGUUGGAUCUGCUGGAGGUUCCUGUGGGAUCUGCUGGAGGUUCCUGUGGGAUCUGCUGGAUGUUCCUGUGGGAUCUCAGGAUGUUCCCCUGGGAUCUGGUGGCCCUGGCUCCCUCCUGGACACUUCUCCUGUUGCUUUUCUCCUCUGAGCAGGCUCAGCUGUCCCAGCCCUCCCUCAGCAGCGCCCUGGGAUUCCCACCGACCUUGUGGCAUCUCCUGGGAGCCUUUUGGGGUUCCCUGAGAGAAUUUGGUGUUUUCUGAGAUGCUUUUGGGGUUCCCUGAGAUCCUUUUGGGGUUUCCUGAGAACUUUUUGGGGUCUCCUGAGAACUUUUUGGGGUUCCUUAAGAUCCUUGUGGGGUUUCCUGAGAACUUUUUGGGGUUUCCUGAGAAACUUUUGGGAUUUCCUGGAGGCCUUUUGGGGUUUCCUGAGAUCCUUUUGGGGUCUCCUGAGAUCUUUUUGGGAUUUCCUGGGGGCCUUUUGGGAUUUCCUGAGAACCUUUUGGGAUUUCCUGAGAAACUUUUGGGGUCUCCUAAGAACUUUUUGGGUUUCCGGAGAACUUUUUGGGGUCUCCUGAGAACUUUUUGGGUUUCCUGAGGGCCUUUUGGGAUCUCCUGAGAACUUCUUGGGGUUUCUUGAGGUCCUUUUGGUUUUCCACCUAAAUAUUCCCCUUAAAUUCAUCAUUUUUGGGAAUUUCGCACCCCCACCUUGAGAAAUUCACAAUUUUUCGCCACAAUUCAAUUUCAUUUAACCUUUUUUUUUUUUUUUGUUUUUCCACUUAAAUAUUCUCCUUAAAUUCCACAUUUUUGUGAAUUUCAGAACCCCCUUUAACGAAUUCACAUUUCAGCCACAAUUCACGUCUAAUUUUACCAAUUUUUUAGUUUUUCCACUUAAAUAUUCCCCUUGAAUUCCACAUUUUUAUGAAUUUCAGAGCCCCCCUUGAAUUCACCAUUUUCAGCCAAAAUUCAAUCUAAUUUAACCAUUCUUUUCAUUUUUCCACUUAGAUAUUUCCCUUAAAUACAGAAUUUUUGUGAAUUUCAGAGCCCCCCCCCUUGAUAAAUUCACUUUUCAGCCACAAUUCACAUCUAAUUUUACCUUUUUAAAAUGUUUUUCCACUUAAAUAUUCCCCUUAAAUUCAGCAUUUUUCAGGAAAAAGGAGCCCAUUGUUAAAUUGCCCAUUAUUUGUGGAUAUGGUUGGGAAAAAAAUAAAUUGUAAAAUAUUGAAGAGAAGCUUUGUAUUCACAGAAUUUGGAAAAAUAAAAAUGAAAAGUGAAAAAAGCGAAAAAUGAAAAAUGAAAAAUGAAAAAUGAAAAAUGAAUGGGGGUUGGAGGAAUUUGAGGGGACCUCUGG
Messenger RNA from Zonotrichia leucophrys gambelii, 3534 nucleotides. It is a transcript of the gene LETMD1, whose product is annotated as LETM1 domain containing 1. The record is from RefSeq and is a predicted model, not a curated record. Gene Ontology annotation, cellular component: mitochondrial inner membrane. The coding region runs from base 6 to 1088 and encodes 360 amino acids. The transcript is spliced from 9 exons. NCBI's taxonomy places the organism in Eukaryota, Metazoa, Chordata, Aves, Passeriformes, Passerellidae. Gene Ontology annotation, molecular function: ribosome binding.